AUGGCUGACCCAACGCCCGCACCCGCCCCAAAGAAGCUGACUAAGAAAGAGCUGCGCAUUCUAGAGCGCCAGAAAGCGUCUGCGGCAGCUGCUGGUCCCACGCUAAACGAAGUAUACGGUGACAUGCCGCUUAUCCAGUCGCAGGAGCGCCCCAAGCAUGCGUAUAAAUCCAUUAAGGAUUUAAACACAGAGUUGCAGGGCGAAAGAUUUUGGGUGCGUGGCUACUUACAAGCCGUGCGCGCCAAGUCAAAAAUUGCAUUUGUCACGCUACGCGAGCAGACGGCCACAAUUCAGGGCAUUUUACACGAAAGCGACAUCGUCUCGCGGCCCAUGAUCAAGUUCGCAGCCAGUUUACCUAAGGAGUCUGUUGUUGAUGUGCUCGUUACGCUCAGUGUGGCUUCCAGCCCCGUGCUUAGCACAACGCAAAAGGAUGUGGAGCUUAAUAUUGAAAAAUUCUUCGUAGUUAGCAAGGCUUUACCUGAGCUUCCCUUUCAAGUCGAAGACGCUGCCCGUCCCGACAACCUUGUUAAGGCUGAAGGCUCUACCUUCGCGAAUGUUGGGUUGGAGACUCGUUUGAACACUCGCCCGCUUGACUUGCGAACGCCCGCAAACCAGUGCAUUAUGCGCAUCCAGGCUGCCGUGGGCUUACUUUUCCGAGAAUUUCUUAUCAUGAACAAUUUUGUUGAAAUUCACACUCCCAAGCUUGUAGGUGGCGCGUCAGAGAGCGGUGCUAAUUGCUUUACGCUCAAGUAUUUUGACCAAGAUGCUGCACUGGCUCAAAGUCCGCAGACGUACAAGCAGAUGGCUUGUGCGGUUGCAGGUCUGGAGCGCGUAUUUGAAAUCGGUCCCGUCUUUCGUGCUGAGAAUUCGAACACGCACCGACAUAUGUGCGAAUUUGUGGGUCUUGAUCUGGAGAUGACUAUUAAAGAGCACUACCAUGAGGUUCUAGAAGUGUUUUCAGACCUGUUUAUUUACAUUUUUGAUGGUCUUAAAGAUCGAUACGCGAACGAGCUCGCUAUCAUUAAUGAGCAGCACCCUUUUGAACCACUUAAAUAUUCUAAGCCUUCGCUCAUUAUCAACUUCGAGGAGGGUGUGAAGAUGUUGAAGGAAGCUGGUGCUGAUCAGGAACCCGACGAGGACCUGAGUACGGAGAACGAGAAGUGGCUGGGACGCCUUGUAAAGGAAAAGUAUGACACCGAUUUUUACAUUCUGGACAAGUAUCCAUUGGCUGUGCGACCUUUUUACACGAUGCCGGACCCAAAGGAUAAGCGCUGGAGCAAUUCAUAUGACAUGAUGAUUCGUGGCGAAGAGAUCGUAUCUGGAGCGCAGCGCGUGCACGAUGCAUCGCUUUUGAUGCAACGGAUGGAUGAGCUUAAUGUGCCUCAGGAAUCAUUGCGCAGCUAUAUCGAUUCGUUCCGCCUUGGUGCCCUUCCUCACGGUGGCGGUGGUAUUGGUUUAGAGCGAGUUGUCAUGCUGUACCUGGGACUGGGCAAUAUUCGUAAGGCUUCUAUGUUCCCGCGUGACCCUAAACGGUUGUUUCCGUAA
Messenger RNA from Plasmopara halstedii, 1545 nucleotides. RefSeq names its product aspartate-trna ligase. Bases 1 to 1545 code for a protein of 514 amino acids. Lineage: Eukaryota; Oomycota; Peronosporomycetes; Peronosporales; Peronosporaceae. The record is from RefSeq and is a predicted model, not a curated record. Gene Ontology annotation, cellular component: cytoplasm; cytosol; aminoacyl-tRNA synthetase multienzyme complex. Gene Ontology annotation, biological process: aspartyl-tRNA aminoacylation. The transcript is spliced from 2 exons. Gene Ontology annotation, molecular function: RNA binding; ATP binding; aspartate-tRNA ligase activity.